AUUAUUUUCAUAAUUUGUGAAAACUGCGUAUCUCCAUUGGUGUAGGUGGAUUUGAGAAGAGCUCCCCAGUUAAGCCUAUUUCUAGCAAUUACAAACUCCUAUUUCAAGGAAAUUGUGUUGUGUUGUAAGGAGUGGACAAAAGCUUUCAGGUUGUAAUAAAUCCUAGGGGAAUAAAUAAGAUGGUUGUUUUUUUUUCUGUCUAGUCUGGCUAAAUUCUUCAAAACCUGAGUUAUUUGUGGGCUGGUGUUUGUUUGUAUUAGUUAAGUUAAAAAUAUUACAUGGGUCCAAGCUUAAAAAUAUAACAUGCCAGGCCAGAUUUUUAUUUAUUUAUUUUUGAACCGAGUCAGCUACAUUUUGAAGGAAGUCUUCUGCCAAAGAAAGUAUUUUUGUCCUUUGAUCCUACAAAAGACACCAUCAAUACAUGUGUUUCAAUUUAAUAUACUUUAUUGCAUAAUCUUUUUGGUUUUAUAAAUAUAGGCUAGUGAGAGACCCUCUCCCCAGGGAAUCAUCUCCUCUUCUCUCAUUCUCUCUCUCUCACUCACUCUCAAAGUAUAACCCAGAAGUAAAGGAAAACUCCAGCUCAAAAGGCUUAAGCCUUAGGCUCUUUUCACUAGGAAAUAACCAUUCUUCUCUUUAGUGCAUGCAAAGUUGCUAAGUCUUUAGCCAUGGAGAUUGAGUCAGCAACUCAAGAAAAGGCUGGGCCUUUUACAAGUGCAUGGAGUUGGCUUAAGGCCUUGCCUGGUAAAUUCAAGGCCAAGGUGAUCAAAGUUGCAAAAAGCAUAAGCAAGCUUGGAAAAGAUGACCCAAGAAGAAUCAUUCACUCAAUCAAAGUGGGACUUGCUCUUACUUUGGUGUCCUUAUUGUAUUAUUCUAGGACUCUCUAUGAUGGUUUUGGGGUUGCUGGAAUGUGGGCUGUGCUAACUGUGGUAGUAGUCUUUGAAUUCACUGUAGGUGGGACAUUGAGCAAGAGUUUGAAUAGAGGUUUUGCAACAUUCCUAGCUGGUGCAUUAGGGGUUGGAGCUCAACGCUUGGCAAGUCUCUUUGGAGAUAAAGGAGAACCCAUAGUUCUUGGAUUUCUUGUUUUUCUUUUAGGUGCAGCAUCUACAUUCACUCGAUUCUUCCCAAGAAUCAAGGCAAGAUAUGACUAUGGAGUCUUGAUAUUCAUAUUAACGUUCAGUUUGGUUUCGGUCUCCGGUGUUCGAGUAGCAGAGCUCUUAGAAAUGGCUCAUCAAAGGUUAUCAACAAUAAUAAUAGGCGGAGGAGCCUGCAUAGUUGUUUCUAUGUGUAUCUAUCCAGUCUGGGCUGGUGAAGAUCUUCAUAACUUGGUUGUUUCCAACAUAGAAAAGCUUGCAAGCUACCUUGAAGGUUUUGGAGAUGAAUAUUUUCACUACACAUCAGAUGAUGAAGAGAAGGAUAGGGUCUCCAGUAAAGACAAGUCAUUUCUUCAAGGAUAUAGAAGUGUCCUCAAUUCAAAAUCCACUGAAGAUUCCAUGGCAAAUCUUGCAAGAUGGGAGCCUAGACAUGGCCGUUUCGGCUUUCGGCAUCCAUGGAAGCAAUACUUGAAGAUUGGAGCCAUCUCAAGGCAAUGUGCUUACCAUAUUGAAGCUCUCAAUAGCCACAUCAAGUCUAAUAUCCAAGCAUCAGAGGAAUUCAAGAGUAAAAUUGAAGAACCAUGCACAAAAAUUAGUGAAGAAUCAGGCAAAGCACUAAGAUCACUGGCCUCAGCAAUCAAAACAAUGAAAGAUCCUUCCCCUGCAAAUAUCCAUGUAGAGCACUCCAAAGCUGCCAUUAAUGAACUCAAACUUGUUGUAAAAGCUAGCUCACUAGACCAAGCAGAUCUCCUAGCAAUCGUGCCAGCUGCAACAGUUGCAUCAACGUUAAUUGAGAUCGUAAAAUGUGUAGAUAAAUUAUCUGAAGCAGUUCAUGAACUUGCUAACCUAGCACAUUUCAAGCCUGUGGAAGCUACCGUGUCGCCGGAGAAACCUCAGUUGCUUCACCGAGGAACUGUAAAUCCUGUUCUUGAUGGAGAUAAUAGUUCUGAUCAUAUUGUGAUUAUAAUAGAUGAAAACUCGACAGUUUCCCGAGAAAAUGACAAGCCUCAAGCAACAAAACCUAGCCAGCAACAUCCUGGAGUGUAAAUAUUUGUAACUACAACAUGUGAACUAGUUUUCAUUAUUACAGUUCGCAUUGUUCAGUAAAUUUGGUCUCUAGUUUCGUUUUCGUGAGGAAAAAAUAUUAAUGACAUUUUCCUCACAAUUUUUACGUUUUCCUUGUAAUCAAGCUAUUAUUUAAAGGAAAUGGAGAAGUGCUUUUUCUCUUGAUAA
This is a messenger RNA of Manihot esculenta (cassava), 2324 nucleotides long. RefSeq names its product aluminum-activated malate transporter 8. The record is from RefSeq and is a predicted model, not a curated record. Gene Ontology annotation, biological process: malate transport. NCBI's taxonomy places the organism in Eukaryota, Viridiplantae, Streptophyta, Magnoliopsida, Malpighiales, Euphorbiaceae. Gene Ontology annotation, cellular component: plant-type vacuole membrane. The transcript has 6 exons. The coding region runs from base 666 to 2138 and encodes 490 amino acids.